GUGAAUGCCCUUCACGGUUUAUUUUCAGGACACAUGGUUCUUUCUACUGCGUUGGAACUGGACCUGCCUCUGACACCCCCUACCCAGACUGGUUUAACCCUGCUCUGGUUGUCUGGCACUCAGCUCCCUCUGGAACAACUGUCCCUGCUCCACAGACCAUCUUUAGUCUCACAGAGAGAUCAGCAGGAGAUGGAGCUGUAUGUCUGGAAAGCAGAGAAGCACCUCAACUGUGUACUGGGCUUUCUGUUGACUGAACCACAAACACACAAUCCAGCUGUGGAGUUCUACCCUGUGUCCAAUGCCCUGAAGGAGCUGAAUAAGGAGAUUUUGGUCUGUGUUCAUGCCAGCAGUGAUGCUAUCCUACAGUCACAGAUGCUGUGGGAGAAAGGAGUACCUGGGUUGUGUUUUAGCUGCUGUGAGUUCACAGAGAACCUGACCUCUGGAUCUUCCAGCACCAAGGAGCCUACCAUGGAAGACUUCACAGCACUGUCUCCUGAACACAUUGAAAAUAUUCUGACAGCACAGGAAAAGGAUAGUGUGCCCGAAGUGUCAAUCAAAGGGGUGAAAUCCAUCUUGAAGAAAGGAGUUCCAUCAGAUCAACCAGCAAUACCUAUGAACUUUGAUACGUCGACAUGUGCUGUCAGAAAAAAUAAAGUCAAUGUUGUAAGCCAAGUUCAUCAGAGCUUCAUGGUCCUAACUAAUGAAAAACAAAUAGAAACCUCUGCGCUGCUGCCAGCAGUUAGUGUUUCCAAUUCAACGGCCAAAGAGACAUUUUUAGUAUGUGAAACCACAUUCCUGGAUCUGAAGGACACUUCCAGCCAUGUAACCAGACCUGCCAGCUGUAACCAGAGCCAACCCAGUUUCUGCACUUCCUUUGGUGCUGAACGUGCCAAAUCCGCCCAUCUUUUGUUGAGAAACAAUAAGAGGAGUCUCCUGGCAGAGAAAGAUCCAGACCCUCUGUCCACCUUUAUGAUGCUCCGGUCCCAGCAGACAUCCCCUGACCCUGUAUUACCCCAGCCAUGCCCCGGAUACACAGAAGGACCAAGAGUGCAGCAGCCAACUCCAGCAAAACCUCAGUCACACCAUAUCCUGGGACCCCACGGCUGGCCCAUGGUGAGGACUGGGUUUGUCGCAAGUCACUCAGCCCAAGUCCAAGAGACAGAGGCUCAACCGCCCAGUCAGGCCCUUCCUGGUCCCCCGCUUAUUCAGGACAGACAGGAAGGAAGAGUUGCAUGUGUUGAAGCCACAGAGAGUGUGUGGCGUGCGUACUGUGAGCUGUUGGCCGUCGCCCAGCCCAGUCUGUCCAGGGCCAGGGAGCUGGGGCUCAGCUGCCCGGCCUGGGGAGACUUCAGCAGCAUCACCCCUGACCAGACCCGCUUCGUCCUCAGACAGCAGGAGAAGGAGCUCUGCAGGCAUCAAGGAGAAGUUCAGAGAGAUAAAGAGCUGCUGUUCAACCAGACGGCCCUGAUCCAUGUUCUGGUGACCUUCAAAGACAUGAUGCUUCAGUGUGACCUCAUCACAGCUGUGGAGUACCUGACCCAGGCUGCCAUAGCGUGUUCAGGCCAGCGCCUAGAGCAGCUGGUGAAGCGACUGCAGGUGGUGGUUUAUCUCAGCCACCGGAACCAGGAGCCCAACCCCAAGCUUCUGGAGCUGCAGGAACAGCUGCUCUCGUGGCUCCAGAGCAGACACAGCUCCUCGGACAAGGUGCUAAUCUUAACAACAGUUGAUAGUGACACCACAGCCACAAUAGUGCAAGCCCUGAACCAAGCUACAGGUGAAGCUGCUACUGCAAUUGGUCCCGAGGAGGGCCAGCCCAAGCUUAAUGGCGCCACGGUGACCAACAGUGUGUGUGGGGUGGUGUGCGUUGUGGCGUGUGGUCAGCACAUAGGAGCAGACUUCCCCUGGCCGAGCUUCUCCCUGGUGGUGGAGUACGACCGCCCGGGACAUUCCCCGUGGGGAGCACUCUGCAAGGAGAAGAACAUCCAUCAUCUCUGCCUCCUCACCAGCCUGCCCCGCCGGGAGGUCCCGUCAGCCUGUCUGGAGGAAAGCGUACCAUUUGUGCUGCUGGUCACAGAUGGACUCCUGAACAGCCCUCUGCUCCUCCAAACACUGGAGACCAGACACAACAUCAGUGUUUUGGAGCGGAGCUACUCACCAGCUCUGCAGUUGUUUGGAGGAACACAGCACUAUGUGAUUGUCACUGUCAAUGAAAGCACUGCAAUUGUUAUCCAGGACCAGGAGGAGCUGGGCCAUGCUGGCUACAGUGAGCGUUUUGUGAUGAGGCUAACUGCUCUGUCUCUACAGUACAGCCGCUGCUGGCUCAUCCUGCACUGUCCAGAUAGCAAGGCCGGAGGGUCUGCACACACACAAACAGACACACAGACAGAUAGACAGCCUUACUUUUUCUUUAUUAUAUAGAAUUGAUUAUUACUUUUACAUGCCAUUCACAUACACAAUUG
Messenger RNA from Gadus morhua (Atlantic cod), 2459 nucleotides. RefSeq names its product protein shortage in chiasmata 1 ortholog-like. Gene Ontology annotation, cellular component: condensed nuclear chromosome. NCBI's taxonomy places the organism in Eukaryota, Metazoa, Chordata, Actinopteri, Gadiformes, Gadidae. Gene Ontology annotation, biological process: resolution of meiotic recombination intermediates. The transcript has 15 exons. The record is from RefSeq and is a predicted model, not a curated record. The coding region runs from base 34 to 2418 and encodes 794 amino acids. Gene Ontology annotation, molecular function: ATP hydrolysis activity; single-stranded DNA binding.